Miniopterus natalensis is the source of this 1786-nucleotide messenger RNA. NCBI's taxonomy places the organism in Eukaryota, Metazoa, Chordata, Mammalia, Chiroptera, Miniopteridae. The record is from RefSeq and is a predicted model, not a curated record.
AUGAGCUUCAGCUCGGAGCACUACCUGUGCGGGCCUUCUUCCUACCGCAAGGUGUUCGGAGACAGCUCUCGCCUGUCCUCGCGCCUCUCCGGGGUUGGCGGCGCCGGCAGCUACCGCUCCCAGUCGCUGUCCCGCUGCAAUGUGGCCUCCUCCGCCGCCUGCUCCACCGCGUCUCUCGGCCUGGGCCUGGCCUACCGCCGGCCUCCCGCGUCCGACGGGCUGGACCUGAGCCAGGCGGCGGCGCGCACCAACGAGUACAAGAUUAUCCGCACCAACGAGAAGGAGCAGCUGCAGGGCCUCAACGACCGCUUCGCCGUGUUCAUCGAGAAGGUGCAUCAGCUGGAGACGCAGAACCGCGCGCUCGAGACCGAGCUGGCGGCGCUGCGGCAGCGCCACGCCGAGCCGUCGCGCGUGGGCGAGCUCUUCCAGCGGGAGCUGCGCGACCUCUGCGAGGAGGAGAGCCGCGGGCGCGAGGGCGCCGAGCGCGCCCUGAAGGCGCAGCAGCGCGACGUGGACGGCGCCACGCUGGCCCGCCUGGACCUGGAGAAGAAGGUGGAGUCGCUCCUGGAUGAGCUGGCCUUCGUGCGCCAGGUGCACGACGAGGAGGUGGCCGAGCUGCUGGCCACGCUGCAGGCGUCGUCGCAGGCUGCGGCCGAGGUGGAUGUGGCUGUGGCUAAACCAGACCUGAGUUCGGCGCUGAGGGAGAUCCGCGCCCAGUACGAGUCCCUGGCCGCCAAGAACCUGCAGUCAGCCGAGGAGUGGUACAAGUCCAAGUUUGCCAACCUGAACGAGCAGGCGGCGCGCAGCACCGAAGCCAUCCGGGCCAGCCGCGAGGAGAUUCACGAGUACCGGCGCCAGCUUCAGGCGCGCACCAUCGAGAUCGAGGGCCUUCGUGGAGCCAAUGAGUCCUUGGAGAGGCAGAUCCUGGAGCUGGAGGAGCGACACAGCGCUGAAGUGGCUAGCUACCAGGAUAGCAUUGGGCAACUGGAGAAUGACCUGAGGAACACCAAGAGUGAGAUGGCACGCCACCUUCGGGAAUACCAGGACUUACUCAAUGUCAAAAUGGCUCUUGACAUUGAGAUAGCAGCUUACAGGAAACUGCUGGAAGGAGAAGAGACACGUUUUAGCACCAGUGGAUCAAGCAUUUUAGGGCUGAAUCCACUUCCCAAUCCAAGUUACCUGCUCCCACCUAAAAUCCACAGUUCUGCAACCUCCAAAGUCUCAUCCGCUGGGCUGUCUCCUAAGAAAGAGGAGGAGGCAGAGGAGGAGCCUUCUAAGGUAGCCUCUAAGAAAACCUCCCACAUAGGGGAAAGCUUUGAAGAAAUACUGGAGGAGACAGUAAUAUCCACUAAGAAAACCGAGAAGUCAAAUACAGAAGAAAGCACCAUUUCAAGCAAAAAAAUAUAAUUCUGUUGCUUAAAAAAGAGUUAAUGCUUAAGAGGGGAUAAUAUGCAUUUGACUUGUUAAACAGCCUAUUCCUGAACCAAAACACCUUUCACCACUAUAAAACGUCUUCAAGGCUUCAGUCUCAUAUUUAGCAUUCAUUGAAUACCUACUUUCUCUAAUAAGAAAACCAUCCCUUAGAUUGGAGCAAACUGCAGGCCUAGAGCCAUCACAGAGGAGUUACCUAGGAACACAGCUUUCUCACCUAAAGCUCGGGCUUUACAGUGAGAGAUGAUUCAGGUACAGAGGAAGUGCAAACUAAGGUGCUAAAUCUGUGAUCAUCACUUGCUGUGGAUUAAAAUUAAAACCUGUUUCACUCACUAUAACCAGCCAUUGCCCAGCU